AGCUUUAUCAACAGUUGUAAUAAGUAAGAGGACAGAUUCAUAUGUGACAGUACACUGAAACGUUACAUAUGUGUAGACAAUGUGAGUUUAGAAUACAAUAUUUAUAUCAGAUGGCGGUAAAAAUGGUAUGUUUCAUUCUAACACGAAACAACGCUCUCUAUUGCUUUCGUGGGUGAUUUUGUCAUAUAACCUCGAAAGCUUGACACUAUCUAAAGCAUGGUGUUGUGUGAAUGUGAACGGACGAUUACCGCCGGACAAAAGUCUUACGAAUUCUUGUUUGAACAUUAAUUCCAGUGUUAUCGAUUUACCGAUUGUCGCGGUAAAAACAUAAAUUGGAACCGUAUUAAAUCGCGGAAAGAAAAGGCAUGAAAUUGACAGAAAUAGCGUAUCGGUUCAGUAUCGUGUCGUGAUAAUUCUUAAACGCGGGUUGGCUUGGCUCUUUGUCUUUCUCUUCCCUCCCUCCGUCCGUGCUCCGAAAAUCGCGCAGCAUCCUUGCGCGCGAAACACGCGUAUGCCGGUGGACGCACAUCGUGUGUCUGUAUUUCGAUGUACAUACUUGUGAAUAGUGUAUUUUAAGUACUUUAGUUUUACAGACUAGUGUGUGAAAAAUCUGACCGUUUAUCGCAAUCGUGAAAAGAUCAAAUAACGAAUGGACAGCUAUUUGUCAACCGCUUUCGUUCUAUAGCCAAUGUAACUGUUGAGGUAAGACCUCAUACACAAAUCUGAAGUGAAUAUCUCCAUAUUAUCGUAUUGGGUAUUGUUUCGAAGAAAGAUUAUUUCUCCUAUUAAUGAUAAUAGAUAAAAAUUCGAUUUCGCGGAUCUCUUGGUUCCUCCCCCUCUCUACUUUCCUACCCCUAAUUCCCUCUCGUCCGUCGAUGAACAAGCAGUUGUCGUUUUUUGCAUGUUUCACUUUUUUUUUCUUCGGCAUCACCCUAGUUUCGUUCGUCCGUCGCCGAAGCGGUCGUGUCGUUUUGGUAAAACUCGAGUGAGUCGUGAUAGAAUAAGUUACGAUCGUUUCUCGACAAUUCCCUUUGUGUACUCGUUCUUCGUGUUCGGGCAGUGUUGUCAAAAUUCCGGCAGCACCGCUCGGCCAGCCAGCUGCCAUUGCUGUACUGUCUCCGUUCAAUCGCAGCUUCAUAAAUACGAUUCUCUUGGGGUGAUUAUUCUGGUUGUCGUGGUCGUCGUCCUCGUCGUCGUGGAAACAGCGAAGAUGCCGCACUGAAUCAAGAGCCACGCAGUGUGGAACAUGCUCGCAGAACAGACGUAGCGGCCGAUUGUACGUUUGGCUCCAGACGCCGGUUCUGCGCGAGCUAACCUUCACAGCGAGGGUUUCUUUUAUCUGUUUAAUCAUCGUUCGAGGGGUCUGAAGCAGCGAUAGAGAUUGACAGAACGAUGAAGUGGCUCGGUGCAAGUAGCGCUGGUGCUGCGGGUGAACCGGCACCUUCUAUGCAGUUGCACCAUCCAUCCGCGAACGGACACAUACCUACGGAUGCAGAGCAAUGUGGUCAAGUAAUGGCUGGUGGCGAUAGUAUGCGUAUACAGCCAAGUCAGACACAUCAGAUAGGUGUGAACAGAACUCAAGAUGAUGCUAUGGUGAGUUAUGUAUUUCAACGACCUACAGAAGGAGAAUUCAAUCCUCAGUCGUCAACUUUUCAAACAAAGCAAGCACCUCGAGCUUGGGCACUUGCAGAUGAUGCUAUCAUUGAUAAUAAUCAACCACAACAAUUGGGUCUACAGACUAUGAACAAUGUGCAUAUACCAUACGAAAUACAUCCAAUGCAACUUAAAAGCGGAGCACCAGGGACAGAACAUUUAGUUUAUCUUAACAAUCAAAUGACAGCGCAGCAACAAGUUGCCCUUUUCCACCAUCAGCAGCAACAACAGCAACAGUUCAGAAAUGGCCAAGUGACGCGCCGUGCCGAGGGUACCUUGGAGACGGUGGAGAGUUUCGGUGUAGGGUACGGCCAGGGAGCAGGCACGAGCACAGGCGACUGGAUGAAACCACCGGGGGAUCUUUUCCUUUACUGCGACAUGAAGGAUUUGGGGGCCGACAUGAUCGCUCCCUCGGCAAAAAAACUCUGGGGCGUAGACGAGGGCGGCUCCAAGGACGAAGGGGGUGUAAAAGGUGGUGGGAUACUUCACCUGGGCGACCACCAGAUGUGGAGAGACUCUACCUGGAGCACCUCAGAUCAUGCAGUCUCCCAGCCAAUUUCCAUGGGCACAGGUAGACGUGUGGGCGUUGGUACUGGUUAUCAUCAUCAGACAUCAGAAGUCGGAACAGUUCUCAGCCCCAGAAGCAGUGAGACUGGUGGUCUUGGAGUUAAAAUGGUUGAAUAUGUUCUUGGCUCAAGUCCCACGACACCAAAAGAUCUGGAACCUAGAAUGGUUUCUUUGAGAUUGAAUACUGAUGCAGACAAGAAAGAAAAAGAGAAGGGCUCGGCAAGUCCUUUUGACAGUUCGAAAGACGAUAACGGACCACAAAACAAUGGAUUAGCAUCCCAGAAUGGUCUUGACGACGAUAAGGGUUUCAAUCGUACACCCGGAAGUCGUCAACCUUCACCUGGGGAGGAAGAAUUUCAGAAGAACGCCGCUGCGACUUUGGCUGUUAGCGCUGGCGGUGGCGGUGUCGUGCUGUUAAAACAAGGCGUGGAUGUGGUUGGUAGCGAGGAACAUUUUAUGGCCGCAUUCGCACCGGCUCCACCGCACCACUUGCAACAUCAUCAGGCACCGCCGACGCAUCAUCUUCAGCACCCACAUUCGCAUGCGGCUCAGCUCUUUGGUGCACAGGCUCCACCACCCCCGCAGGGUCCGCCGCCUUCGCAACAACAACAACAGGGACCUCCGCAGCCCCAAGACACUACCACGCACUUUGAUGUACAGCAAUUGUUUCGGAGUCAGCCGCAAGGAGCGACGCCGCAACAGUUACAGUUGCUGCAGCAACAGCAACAGCAGCAGCAGCAGCAGUAUUUGGCCGCGUCUCAAGCCCAGCAACAGCAACAGCAGCAGCAGCAGCAGCAAAACUUUCCCACGGCGCCGUAUACCGUGAUCAGCGGACAGGAACCAUACGUCGGGGCGCUGAUAGCCGGAGCACCGCCACCAGUGGUGCCACAGUAUUAUGGGGUCGCGCCAUGGGUCUACCCGGCUGGUUUGCUGCCCCAGGCUCCACCACAGGCUGCGGCUCCACCGCCACCGAGGCGACCGCUCACGCCAUCCUCGGCCGCGGCCGCGGCAGCUGCCGCCCAAGACACUGCAAAUAAUUUGGCCCAGACUGUCCAAGGCCAGUAUCAAGUCAUACCCGCUUAUUAUGAUCAAAAUGGAUCCAUCGUGAUGGGCGGAGUGCGUGGAUUAAGUUCUGCGGCUACCCCGAUGAGAUUAGUCAGCCCGGCACCGGUUUUGGUAAAUAGAGCACCAUCGCAACCGCCACCGGGACCACCGGCACCACCACCGCCGAGUCUAUACUCACAAGCUACUCCGACGUCACACAGUAACGCGACACCCGGAGAAUGUUUGGGUCUGGCGGCGUGCAAUGCAGCGGCGGUGGUUGCACAGGCUCAAGCAGUCGCGGUGCAGCAAGUACAGCAGCAGGGAUCAGGACUAGCCGCCGGUUUGGCGGCGCUAGGAUAUGGCGGCUCCCCGCUCGGGGCACUAGGCUCGCCGGCUCAGCUUCAGAGCACAGGUUUAGGUCUCGGCGCUUCUUCAACUGCGCGAAGAGAUUCGUUCGACAGGAACACCUCUGCGUUUAGUCCGAGUUUGGAGUAUAGCCGCGCGAAGUGGCCUCAGAGUUACGGAGCCUUAGGCACGGUAACAGCAUCGCCAAGCCCAUUAGGAUUAUCCUUAACGCCGCCGCCAACUUUAGGAGGGUCUUUGGGCGGACUUGUCGGCGGAGCCAGUCGGGUUUCCGCUGCCCCCGGCGCCGAAGCCAAGUUCCGCGCUAGCGCGGUUCCGGCUUUGACAGCCAACGGCGUUUUUGGAUCGAGUAGUAGUCUCUUUCCUAAUCUAGUAGGCAAACCCGGCCGCGGUGGUACCACCAGUAUCGGUGAUAAGAACGCCGGAGGACGAUCACGUUUGCUCGAAGACUUCAGGAAUAACCGAUUCCCGAGUCUUCAGCUACGCGAUCUAGCUAAUCACAUAGUCGAAUUCAGUCAAGAUCAGCACGGAUCGCGUUUUAUCCAACAAAAAUUAGAACGUGCCUCAGCAAGUGAAAAACAACUUGUGUUCCAAGAGAUCCUCACAUCUGCAUAUUCAUUGAUGACUGAUGUUUUUGGAAAUUACGUUAUUCAAAAGUUUUUCGAGUUUGGUACACCGGAGCAGAAAUCCACUCUCGCCCAAAAGGUUCGAGGACACGUACUGCCCUUGGCGUUGCAGAUGUAUGGCUGUAGAGUGAUUCAGAAGGCUCUUGAAUCGAUCGGAGCGGAACAGCAGCAGGAGAUAGUUCGAGAGUUGGACGGACACGUAUUAAAAUGCGUCAAGGAUCAAAAUGGAAAUCAUGUUGUGCAAAAAUGUAUUGAGUGCGUCGAACCGCGAGCGUUGCAGUUCGUGAUCGGAGCAUUCGCUGGUCAAGUCUAUUCUCUUAGUACCCAUCCAUACGGUUGCAGAGUUAUUCAACGCAUUCUCGAGCACUGCACCCCAGAGCAAACUCAAGGCAUUCUACAAGAGUUACACGCCGCAACUGAUCAACUCAUUCAAGAUCAGUACGGAAAUUAUGUGAUCCAACACGUGCUUGAACACGGAAAACCGGAAGACAAAGCGCAACUGAUCAGCAGCGUCAGAGGUAAAGUACUUACUCUGUCUCAGCAUAAAUUUGCGAGCAACGUUGUUGAAAAGUGCGUGACACAUGCCACGAGACAGGAGCGUGCUGUACUCAUUGAAGAAGUAUGCGGAUUCAACGACAAUGCGUUGAACGUGAUGAUGAAAGAUCAGUAUGCGAACUACGUGGUUCAGAAGAUGAUCGAUGUAGCGGAACCGGCGCAACGCAAAGUGUUGAUGCAGAAGAUCCGCCCACACUUAGGUAGCUUGCGCAAAUACACCUACGGCAAACACAUUAUCGUGAAGCUGGAGAAGUUUUUCAUGAAAACUGCGUCCGCAAUGGGGGUGGCAACUCCUGCCGGUGCUUCGAGCGGAGGCGGUGAUCUUGGUCCAAUCGGACCACCUGCUUCUGCUGCUGGUCCAGUAUCAACGCCAGCUCAGCAGCCAACGCAGGUUCUAUAAGCGUACGGUUUUGAAAAAGUAACAACUUGGAAGAUCUUCGUACGUUCAAGAAAAACACGUACCAAGACCUACGUAAAAAAUAUUUAAGGCAACGGUUUAUCGAGCGCCAUUAAUUUACUUAAUGGCUGGGAAAAAAGGAUGCAUUUCGGUAUGUACCGUCUUUUCUCAUUGUCCCUUCUUUGAAUUGUAAAACCGGACGAAAAAGAAAGACGAAUCGGUAUCCGUUCCAAACGAGAAGGAAUUGUUGUCGAGGCGAUUUUUCUUACUUUUUCAAAAGCAUAAAAAGAACAAACCACCAAUUUAUACAAAGUAAAUGGGAGGCGGACAACGCGAAACGACGGUGCUUGAAGGAAAAUUUCACGGUCAAAUGCGCGUCAGGCAAAAUGGAUUUAUAGAAUCAUGUUAGAGGUGCAGUGCAUUUUUUUUUUCUUAAUAAUCUAACGUGCUGCCGAGUAAAAUAAUAUUCGUAGCGAUUAACAUUGGAAAACUGCGCUGAUAAUGUUUCUAGAACCGAGUUUAUUCGUGACAGCUGGACAGGUUCGAGCAAUCGUAAAAGAAACUGUAGUGCUGAGAUGGCUGAUCGCCUUUUUAAAAUACCCACUUGUUCGACCGAUGAGUUCAGUAACAGUAGUUUCAAUGGCACGAUAAUUCCGAAACUUUACCGCCUCGUUUCUUGAAUCUAAAAUCCAUUAUUCACAGUAUAUCCGAUUUUUAACUCAGCACUCUUACGUAAAGAAAAAAGAUAAAAUAGUUUAAAGUACAGAAGAAAAAGAAGUCGAUUAGAAGAAGAUUAAAAACUCGGUAAAGUAACAGUAUAAGCAGAAAAACAAUUCGACGAAGAGAAAAUUGUGUUUAGACAGCUAGGAUAGAUCUUUAGAACUGCAUGCAUUUAUAUCGAGUUGUAACGAGAGAUGUGAUGGCCGUAAACAACGUGCACGAGACGUCUUGAUCGCGAGGUAUACCGCUCUACACUUUGCACGCUGAAAGUAGUAUUAUAUCUUCGUGUGCGGUACACGUUCGAUCAACGAAUCGGUGUUUGUUCAGAUUUGAUAGUUGGUUAGAAAGCUACAGAUACGUUGAUUAAAAACCUAGCAUAGCGUUUGACAUGGGAAUGGAGCUGAGUGUCCCCUGACCUGACCGCCGAUCUGCCCCUUGAUUGCUUCAGAUUGUUCUUGAAAAAGAAGGAAAAGGAAGAAAGUAAAAUCGAAUUCGUGUUUAAUUCGUUUUAACGUUCGAUAGAAUUUUCGAAAAUGGCAUCAGUAUAUUAUAUACAUGUAAGUAUGCGUAUAAUUUUUUUUUCUCGAAGACAGAAUUUAGCAGGAGAUGAAAAGAACGAAAGGAACUAAAAGACAGAGAAAAAACAAAAAAGAAGGAGAGACAUCAAGUUGUCAGCAGAUUCUCCUUUGUUCAUUUUUACGUUUGCCGCCGUUGAGCGCGAAGCAUUUUUUUUCUACUCUCUUAUGUCCUUUUUACGUACCUCUUUCUCCCCGAUUAUCCUCGAACCCCCUUCGGAACCUUUCUCCUUUCUUUUCGUCCAACCCCCGAAAUCCUCGAAUUUUGUAAAUUGUGAUAUAAAUAAAUAACAAAUGUGUAUAGGUACGACGUGACAAACCCUAUCGUGAGGAACCAUAAAUUCAAUAAUGUUUUACUUUUCACGGGAAUUCUAUCCUUUUUAAUGAACUUUGUGAAUAUCGUGUAUUAUAAUAAUUACUAAUUAUAUUAAAUUUAAAUAUGAUUUACGUUCUAAUGCUGCUGACCCCUUCGAUAAAUACUUAUGUAUGUUAAUAUCUCCCUUUCUCCUGUAUACCGUUUUAAAAAUGGUUGCCACCCUUACAUACACAUACAUUCAGUUGUAAAAUAUGAACAUUUUUUGACAAAGGAGGAAAGAAAUCGUUUCAUCCAAAUAAUCCCACCCUCUUCUGACACAACUCCCUUCUCCACUCAACGUAAUCGCAGCCAUCGCGAAUCGGUCGCGGUGUUCUUUGAACGUAAUCGACAUCAGUUGUACAUUGUAUAAAUGAUAAACGCGUUCUUUAAAAGAAAAGAAAUGGAAAAACGUCAGGAAAUUAAUGUUCCCAAUGCGUGUAUAUCUAUAUCUUUUCACGGCGUUCACCCACACUCCCAUAGCUCUUUUUACACGAUCACAUACAUUAGGAAACAUAAUUGUACACAUCAAGCAUUUCGAUUGUAUUAUAUGUACGCUGACUACGCGGUUGGAAAAAAUCACCUCUCAGCUGUUUUCAAUAGCAUCGCACUUGGCCCUCUCUUUUCCUUUUAAUCGAAGUCACGACGAAAGAAUUAUGCGUAACUAUUUUUUUUUGUCUUAUAUCGUGGUAUUUGCUUCGAAUGAAUCAACCUCGUCGUUAUGUAUCGUUUAUUUUCUUUUAUUUCUUCUGAAUUUAUCGCUAAUUUUUAAUUUAUGCAGGACAUACUUUCCUAACAGUUAAAAUCCCGGAGGAAACAUUUGAACGCAACAUCACUGGUUGGUGUUCAUAUUAAAAUCUCCUUUUUAUGAAAAAUUCCAAGAACGAAAUAGCAUUUCGAAAUUAAAAACGGUUCAUCCAAGUCGCUUCAUGAGACAUGUACGUGUAUAUAAUUAUUCUUCGCCUGGAGUUUCUCGCUCCCGACGAUUGUACAAAAGCAAAGUCUCGGCAAAUUUUUUAAAUUCGAUGUUCGUAUGCGCGACACAUUUCCUAUACACGUUUGUAUACAUUCGAAAGAAAAGAAAAAGAAAAAGAAAAGUUCGUUACGUGUUGCAUUCUCGUAACAGAUAGGCGCUUAUUAAAUGUAAGAUCGAGUUAUAUCUCAACUGUGUACAAUGUAUAAUAUUUUGUUACCUUAGAUGUUAAAUAUGUAGAAUUUUAAAAAGAAACAAGAAAAGGAAAGAAAAGAAAGAAGGGAGAACCGCACAGCAACUUAAGGUCCGUCACAAUUUUGUACAGAAAGAAGGAAUAAGAAAAACGGGGAAUAUAAAAGGAAAAGAGCAAAAAAGAAAGAAGAGGAAGAACGUAUAGCCGCUUUCUUUGUAAGAUAUUGUAAAUAACGAUUUAUUAAUGAAAUUGACAAAAUCUUAGGUACCCUUUCUCUCUUUCUCUUUCUUCUUCGCGGGUGGAUUAAUUGUACCGUGUAUUAGUGACGCGACCGAUUAAUGAACGAAGAAAAUUAAACCGAUUGAUAAUGUUUAGAAGGGAAGUGCGUGAGACGUAGUACUUACCCGAUUAUUUCUGGUACGAUUUUAUUCGCACGGGAUCUCUCGACUAAUUCGAUUGAUAUUUACACUCGAUACUCGUGGAGAGAAGAUGAUAACGCGAUUACGGAUUUAUAAUUUUGUCCCUUUUGCCAACUGAUUCGAUCUUUUGGGAAAUCGCUGAGAGGGGGCUGCUCACUGUAGAGCCGCAAGAGAAAUAGAAAAAUAGACCGAGGAUAAAAUAAAAAAACGAUAUAAAAAAGAACGUGAAAUAGCGUGACAUGUCGAUAUGUGUGUAUAACGAAACGGAAAAAAAGUAUCUCGACAUAUAUACAUAAGGAGACAUUCCAACCGCCACUUUCAAGCCCUCAGCCCUCACCCGACAGGUUCGACAUUAGGCAUAUUUCGCCGUUUUUAAAACGCGGACUACUAUACGAACGCAGCGUUAUAUACGCUGUAUUAAUAUUUAAUUAGGGAUGACGAUUAGUUCCUUCGUCCCUCCUCGAUUCCCGCCCCUGUGUAAAUCGCGCGCAUCAUUUGUAAAUUAAACGUCGAAAAUUCAACAUCUCAUUUGUAAUAGUACCAUCGAAUAAUAAUAAUCAUCCUGUCGAGUUAGGAAAAAAAAAGGAAACAGGAAAUGAAUACCGAAGAGAGUCAUACAUCGCAAGAAGCGAAAGUUGAACGCAAAAUCUCAUGUCUUAUCAGCUAAGAUUAUUCACUAAUAUUAGAUUUUUAUUAUUCUAAUUAUUAUUAUUAUUAUUAAUAUUCUUAUUACGAUUCUUAUAAUUAUUCUUAUUAUCAUUCUUACUAUUAUUAUUCCUAUAAUUAUUAUCAAUAUUGUUUGAUUAACGACCUUCCCUCUAUUAAUUAUUAUUACUCUUACUAAUAUUUGCUAAAUACACACUUCUAUAUGAAUAUAAAUAUAUAUAUAUACAUACAUGCGAACUUAUAUAUGUAUAUGUAUAUGUAUAUAUAAAAACACGAGUAUGACAAGCUCACGUAUAUAACGCUUUAUAAAUAAUAGUACGUAAUAAUAAUACGGACAUUUUUUUACGCUCCAGCUGUCUGAUUUUUAUCUUAUGUUGAGCAAAUAUUAAGAAAAAGGAGACACUGAUUAUUUGCUUUAAGUAAAAGAGAAAAAGUUUAGUGCGGACGUUUAGCGAUAGGUUGACCACCUAAUUGCUGUCGUGUUAUAUAAAUAUAUAUAUAUAUACAUACAUCUCUACUUAAGCUUCUGAGGAAUGAAAAAAAAAUCUUAAACGACUUUUGAUUAUAAAUAGUGUAAAUUUUUUAUAUAGCGCGAGAAUGGUGGAAUAAUUAUUGGUUGCGCGUGCACCAUGUAUAAAACAGAACAAGAAAAAAAAAAGCGGAAAAAAGAUGGAAAAACGGAAUUUACACGUACACAUACACUGACACGCAUGCGUAAACACGUUUACAAUACACGACAGACAUACACCGAAGAUUCACGGUCUUUCGAUCUUUUUUUGACUUUUGAAACUUUGUAUCCUUUCGCCGUUCGUUAUUUUCCUGCAUUACGGAUUGUGCGAUCUCAGAUCCGUCUGCGAAAAAUGAAAUUUGUCUAGCUAUAGCGAAUCGUACUGUGUAAAUCCUGUUCCUUGCGAAGCGUGUACUCUUUGUAAAAUAUGUAAAAGUGCGUGACCAUUGUUCAGUAUUUCUGUAAACACGGUUUGGUAUGCCUUUUUGUAUAAAUUUCUGUGCGUAAUUAAUAUACACGAUUCGUCGUCACCGACAUGCGAAAUGAUAAAUUUUGUUAAUAAAGGAUCCGAAUCGCGGGAUUUGUAACGCAAUAACAGUAUCGAACUUAUUCUUGCCUGUAACAUGACGGAGAAUAUUUUACAGAGCAAAAUUGUGAUGUCGGCACGUCGGUUCCUUCGGAAACUCGAGAAAGAAAACAGGAAAGAAAGGCGUGUAAAUUACCGAAUUUGAUAACAAAAUUGGACGAAACAUGUAUCGAAAUUUCGCGCACGUCGAACACAUUGUCAAAGGGGCAUCCUCGUAUCGUAAUAUCCCUGUAUAUAAUGAAUCGGAUGAAACAGUAUUCAGAGAACGGGUGCAUUCACCGUUCUGUCUAAAUUCUAAUUAAGUGCUCCGCGUUAAAUUAUUGUAACUAAUCGUCCGCGAAGAGGGGCACGGUCAAGGUUUACCAAUUGAUCGAACUUUAUCGUAAAUUCGACUGGUUAUUUUAUGAUAAUCGCUGAACGAUUCAACGUAUACGGAGGUAUCGUACAAGGCAUAGGACAGCGUUCCCACGUUGCGUUACGUAUAUCCCUUUAAACAAUUUAAUAUUUGUACUUUAGAUACAAUCGCCACUCUAUUUCUCUCUCUUUCUCUAACUCUCUUCCUCUUUCACUUUCGCCCCUUCUGUACCCGGACACACGCCACCCGUUCUUGAGGGUUUCUCGUGGACAUCUCGAUGAAGAGACAUGAAAAUUAAAAAGAGAAUGACGAAAAGUAAAAACUCAAGAAUGGGUCCCGGUGGGAACGCAUACGAUUCGAAAGAGGAAAACAAUUAAGCAAACCCUAUAAAUAAUUGAUUAUACAUAUAUAUACAUACAAAUAUAUAUAUAUCUGUAUAUGUAUACCUAAAAACUUUGAAAACUAUCGGUAUAUGAUAUAUAUGUAAUAAGUACUAUUUAAAUAUUGUAACAAUUGUAUAUGAUUUUAAUACUACAUGCUACUUGUAUUAUAUAUAUAUGAAAGAUCUGCGACCUCCCACUUGUAGAACACACUCAAUCGUGCAUACACCGAUACACACACGUACAACGCACUUACGCUCAUUUACACGACACGGAACUCGUGAAAAUACUUGCUACGCGAACAUACAUCCAUAGAGAGCCACGAACAUUCAACGAAGGAAGAGAAGACGAACAACCCAUUUCCCGUCGCGUACACCACGCGGAUCGGGGACAUUAUGUUCCUCCUCGUUUCGCAUCAUCAUCGCACCCACCGGUUUCAACUGCCAUGGCGCUAUAUUCGUGUACGAGCACGCAGUUAGUGGAACAACAAAUGGAAAAACGAAAAAUAGAAAACUGGUUCGAAACACUCUCGGUUCACGCUCGGACGCCGCUUAUGGGGCGAAGCGAGAGUGAACCGGGGGUGGUCGAGUAAGGACCGUAGAGACAGCAACAUCCACGGGAAUGGUGCGCCCUGAUAUUAAGACUGAUGUACAGUUGCGCGCUAUUCUCAUCACAGAGAUAUCAUCAUUCUCAUUAUCGUCAUCACCGCCACGAUACGACACCGACACGUACACGCCCCCCAUCCUCGACACGUUUACACGAAGACAAACCACCACGGAUUCGCAGGGCUAAUUGAACAUAUAUAUAUAAAUAUAUAUAAAUAUACAUCGUAUAUAUUUGUCAAAUAUAUGUCAUAUAUGUACGCGUACACUCGUUUGCCACCGCCACUGGCUCAUACACUUGCACGCGUCGACUUGUCUCAUUCGCGGAUCAUUUUUCCUUUCGUUCCGGUAUUCAAAAAUCGCUCGCGUGUACAUUGUUGUGAAUUAAUGGACUCAUUGAUCUUUUCGGCAUUGACGUAAGAAGGGAAAAAAGGGUGUCUUCGGCUGAAUCGUGGCCUGUUUGUAAUAUAUUAUCUACUGAGCGAAGCAAGUUCGUCACUUGCAAAUUGCUCGACACAUUACGUUGUGCGGUUCGCUCGAAAAACGGAGAGGCAUGAAAUUUUGUGAUAACGCUGCGUUUAAAUUAUUGGAAAGCUCUCUUCUUGUCUUCUCGCUUAUCGGUACGACGAUGAUGUUCGUUCGAAAUGAAAACUGUCGUCGUACGUAAUUCGAUGAUCACGCGAGCAAUGUACGAGCCGGUGAUGCUUAUGGGACACACGGUAGAUGCAGAUGGAUAGAUGGAUAGAUGGAAAGAGCAAGAAAAUGUAUUCCAUAUUAGCGAAUAAAAUUAGAUAAGUGGGACGGACAGGCAUACGGAUUAAAACAAAAAAUUACAUAACUUGUAUAUUAGUGUAUAGAACGUAGAAACGAUGAAAUAGCCACGAAAAGAAUCAUUUUCGACGAUGUUUUUUACAAGCAGGCAGAACGAGUAGAAUUAAAGAGACAAACAAAAAAAUAUGAUAAAAAAAUAUACGUCAUUGUACCAUUUAAGUAAAACACUAAGAAAUCGAAAAAAAUAACGAGAGAAAGCAUGUCGAAAAAGAAAUCAGUUUAUAAAAAGUGCACUAGCGACGAAAAAGAGCCACUACGAAACCGCCACCUCGAAAAAAAUUAUGAAAACAGAGAAAGAAAUAAGUAACACUCACCUAUGCUCCUCGGUUGCGAAACAAUAUAGAUUUUUUUUAAAUAGUCACACAUUGGUAAAGCCGACAUGCUAGAACAUUUCGAACGAUGAAAACAAAAAAAGUAUGCGAGACGCACGCGAAAUCACUUUUUACGAGCACGCGAAAAGCCAAAAGACGAACGGUUUCUUGCAACAAUUUUUGUGCUUCCCUCAAUUAAUUUGUUCCUUUCUUGUUUAUAACGACACGCGCGUCGUGUUCGUUCGUUCACCAAUAAUGAUUGUCGCGUUCCCAAUUUUUUCCUGUUACAAUUGUUCCUUUUUCUUUUCGUUUUUUUUUUAUUUUGAAACACGCUGAUCAUAUUUUCGAUGCGUAGUGGUAGCGGUUCAAUGGUCCAAAGAGUUCUGUUUUGCGGCUUUACGUUAAAACGUUCUGUCGAAUGAACAAUAUUGCAAAAGCGUUUCCGCCGAUAAUAUAUGUAUUGUAAAACUAUUUCCAGGAACGGUAACACGUCGUUAAGGUAUUAUUAUAUACUAAUUAGCGUCUUUGUCGAUUGUAUUUCAUAUUUUCUAGAACGUUAAAUAAAAAGGAUUUUCGAAUCUGAAUAUAAUGUGAAAGGAGGAUGUCGUGAUAACUUAUUACAAUAAAACGAUAAUAAAAAAUAAACAUGAAAUUUCUCGUGAAGAAUUUUCACGUUGUCCUAUUCAGCAUUUUUCUCGCGCUUUCUUUUAGUUAGAUAGUCAUCGUGCAAGCUUUGCUCUUUGGAUCCGGUGCAUUUCCCGUUGCCUCUCGUUGACACAAUUAAUCGCAACUUAUUUCGUCGUUAGUAUUCUCUCUGCUCACAUUUUGUUUUUUGUUCUUUAUUUUCUUAAUACGUUUAUUUUUGUUUUCAACGCUUUACUUUUAUUCGUUUAAUAAAUACAUCGUUGCGGCCGCAUUUGCUCUCCUCUCGAAAGUUAUCGUACGAAACAAAAUGAUUACUCCAGACACAUAUACCUGAUCGUCUGUUUUGUAUGGUAUAUUUGUUCGUAUCGUAAACUUUGAACGCAAUUACAUGUAUGCUUUCUGUUGCUUUAGUUUCUCAUUUUCCUUUUUGUACGCUGAGAAUACAUGCAUCGUUAUUUAUUGUCAUCUACAUCCUAUGAUUCGAGACAAUUUACGCGUAAGGCAAUCUACGUUCGCCUACGUUUAUUAAAUAUUUGCUACUUUUCUUAAAUACUCAUGACGAAAAAAGAUAAGAGCGGAAUUAUUAAAAAUUUCUUAAUAGCUGCGAUCAAAAUUCAGAGACGAUUUACGAAAUUAGACGUAGAUAGCCAUACUAGUAGUUUGUCUUGAUUAUUAGCAUUUUAUAAAUGGCAUAUCUAAAUGCAUAAGGUACACACGACACUUUUACACACUUACACACUUGAAAAAAAAAUGGUAAUAUGAAUUAACGGUAUUCUAAAUGUAACGUGUAUAUGAUGGCUGUACAAAUGUAACAUUUUUUUCCAUUAUGUAUGAUGAUACUAAUGAUAAUGAAACAUGGGAAGAUUUGAUGCAAAAAAAUGUGGUAUAAUUGAAUUUACAAAAAAAGAAUAUGUGUGCGUAUCGAUCGAUACAAAUCCGGUGAGAAGGGCAGCACCGGCACGAGUAUCGAUCAAACGAUUCACUCCCGAGUGAUUUACCAGUAAACUAUUAUUAAUUUUAAUUAUUAUAAAAUACCAUUUCUGUAAUAACAUUAUGAUAUAAAACCAUACAUUGAAUGGCAAA
Molecule: messenger RNA, 14404 nt
Organism: Ceratina calcarata
Lineage: Eukaryota; Metazoa; Arthropoda; Insecta; Hymenoptera; Apidae
Gene: pum
Product: pumilio
Exons: 19
Coding region: 1393-5208 (1271 amino acids)
Biological process (GO): post-transcriptional regulation of gene expression
Cellular component (GO): nucleus; cytoplasm
Molecular function (GO): mRNA 3'-UTR binding
Source: RefSeq, a predicted model, not a curated record